This is a messenger RNA of Eucalyptus grandis, 1594 nucleotides long. Its product is annotated as protein MICROTUBULE BINDING PROTEIN 2C. The coding region runs from base 137 to 1222 and encodes 361 amino acids. The record is from RefSeq and is a predicted model, not a curated record. Gene Ontology annotation, molecular function: microtubule binding. Gene Ontology annotation, biological process: plasmodesmata-mediated intercellular transport. The transcript has 5 exons. Lineage: Eukaryota; Viridiplantae; Streptophyta; Magnoliopsida; Myrtales; Myrtaceae.
UUGCUACGGUUACCCUGCAAAGAUAUUGCCAUUCUCUCUCUCCUCUUUAUCUUCAAAUUCUCCAUCUUUUCUCCGUUUCGAAGGACAAAGAUUUAUCCUUUCUUCGUUCGUUCGUUCGAUCUUGAGAAAAGAGGGGAUGUUCGAGGCGCAGGGGUUCGUGGAUUUGGGGGGCGAGGGCCACCACCCGGGCCUGGCGGUGGGAGGAGAUCCGAAGCAUCUCUGGCUUUCCGGGGACGCCAACUCCGCCGCCUCGUCCCCGACCCGCCUCCCGGGCGGCGGCGGCGGCGGCGGCGGCGCCAGCAAUGUCGACCGCGUCCUCUUCAACGACCUCGUCGAAAUCGUCCCUCUCGUCCAGUCCCUCAUCGAUCGGAAACCGAGCAGUUCUUUCACACGGCGGGGAUCCAUGGUAUACACUAAGACGCCUUCCAGAGAAUCGCUGUCCAGAAAAGUAAAUGAACCAAAAGUCAGAAAUGCGGCUCAGUCCAUCCCUGCUAAGAAGAGAAGGGAUACUGUUGAUAAAGAACAAGGUAAGAAUGGCAGUGGCAACAACCAAGAUGCUGACAACUUCUCAAUUUACUCCUCAAGAGGUUUGGAAGCAGAAAGAGAAGAGUUGGUGCUCUUAAGAGCACAAGUGGAAGAUCUUCAAAGAAAAUUAUUGGAGAAAGAAGAACUUCUCAAGUUGGCAGAAGUUUCCAAGAACCAGAUGAAUUCUGUCCAUGCACAAGUUGAAGAGUUGAAGCAUGAGGCUUCACAAAAAGAUUCUUUUAUCAAGUCAAUCCAGAUACAGCUUUCUGAUGCAAAGAUUAAACUUGCAGAUAAGCAAGCUGCACUAGAAAAGACGCAAUGGGAAGCAAUGACAUCUGACAAAAGAGUAGCAAAGCUCCAAGAGGAGCUUGAUGCCAUUCAGGGUGAUGUUUCAUUAAUCAUGUCACUUUUUGAGGGCUUGACAGAGAACGAUGCAACUCUAUAUAGUGGAGAUACUGAUAUCACACCAUGCUGUGCAGAUGAUAUUCCUUGGAUGGAAGAUUUGGAUGCCACUAAGAUGCAGAAAAUGGAAGAAGCAAGAGAAGCUUACAUCCUUGCUGUGGCCACUGCAAAGGAAAAGCAAGACGAAGAAUCCUUGGCCCUUGCAGCCAAAGCAAGGUCGUAUCUGCAGUCAUUUGUUUUUAGAACUGACGAUAUCUGUGAUGACGAAUUCGAAUGCGGAUGGGAACAUGCUUAACACUGAGAUUUGGCUUUCUUUAUUUUUUCUUCUUCGGGAAAGUAUCUCCGGGGCUGUCUGUUUGUGUUGGCUGUAUGCUUAUUGAUGCUAUGUACAUGUUGAUCAAUCCCUCAUUGUAAAACUCCACUGGGUCUGAUGUAAUGUUAUGUUACUCGUUUGUGUUAUUGAGAGUUGAAUUCCUGGAGCACAAGAUUGCAAGCAAGAUAUGCGAGAUAGUCACUGACAGACAAAAGAGUCGAUUUCUAUAUGGAGGCACUGGUCUUUUUCCCUUGAACACGAGAUUGUGAGCAAAAUGUAACUUUCUUGCCCUGUACCUUAUUUGUCUCGUGAUCAAGGAUAUUUGAGAUUUUUUGCUUAUGUGAGUUUUUUCAA